Molecule: messenger RNA, 2800 nt
Organism: Zingiber officinale
Lineage: Eukaryota; Viridiplantae; Streptophyta; Magnoliopsida; Zingiberales; Zingiberaceae
Product: protein ROLLING AND ERECT LEAF 2-like
Exons: 6
Coding region: 272-2587 (771 amino acids)
Source: RefSeq, a predicted model, not a curated record
AUUCCAAUUCCAAUUGCUUUCUUCUCUUACAACAAGGAAGGUGGGGCGGGAGCGCCACCUUCUCCGCCCUUGCCUUUUUGCUCUGCUUCGCUAGCAUCCUCUCUCUCCAACGAAGGGAGGAUUUCGCUUCUGUUCUUCCGAACUGGAAGAGUCCUCAUCGAUUUGAAAAGAUUCCGCUUUGAUGAGCUACCGGACAAGAUUCCUUCUUUGGCCAAACCUUUAGCUUAGCCCUUCCUCCUUCUCAGGUACUAAGUCACUGCUUCUCAAACCAAUGGGGGUUACCAACUCAAAGAUUGAAGAAGAGAAAGCCCUUGUAUUAUGCAGAGAAAGGAAACGAUUUGUCAGACAUGCUAUCGAUGAAAGGUGUUUACUAGCCGAUUCUCAUUUUUCUUAUGUUCAGUCCCUCCGAAAUACUGGAAUUGCACUCCGAAAUUUUGUAGAACCUGAGUUCCCUGCUGAAUCUUCCAUGUAUACAUCAACAGAUGCAACACCUGAGCCUCUCGCUUUAACUGAGAAGGCUGUUUCCCACUUCUCUAACUCAUCUCCAUCUAUUUCACAACGAUUGGAUGCAACUGAAUCAUUUCCCCCAAUCCCUUCUCCUCUUUCAUCUGGGCGCAUUCAUUUAAAUCAUAUGAAAUCAGGCAAAACUUCUGACUUGACAGUCAAGGAGAAACUUCCUACUUCAGUAACAGCCACUCUGGAGUCUUCAAUCAACACUUCAAAGCACGUUGUCUCAGAGCUUGAUGAAAUUUCAUCCUUUGAAGCUUCACCAACACCUCCUACAGCACAACGAUGGGAUUAUUUUGGCCUUUUUGAUCCCAUUGGCAACCAACUUUCCUUUGAAAGUGGGAGAGGAUUAGAUCAUGGUUUUGAUAACGCUGAUGAAAUUGGACGUCUAAGGGAAGAGGAGGGCAUACCAAACCUGGAAGAAGAUGAAGACAGAGACUCCACAAAUGAAAAAAUUGACCUGGAGUCAGAAGAUGAUUUUGAUCAAACAACCAAAGAACCCUUAGUACAAAUUUUCAAGAACAAAAAUGUCAUUUUGGAACAGCAACUAAGAAGUGAGUCUCCAGCCAUACUAGCUGCAAAAGAUACUGUUUCUGAAGGUAAUCACAAGGAUGAGGACAAUGUGAAGCUCACAAAUGGUAUCUCUGAGACUUACAAAAUUCCUGAAACAGCACGGACAAAAGCAGCACCUCAGGUCGCUGUCUUUCCUAUUAAUGGGAAGGCUCAAAAGUCUGAAUCAGUAGCUAAUCAUGAGACGAAAGAUUUUGUGUCAUGCAUAAAAGAAAUUCAAGAGCUAUUUCUGAACGCUUGUGAAUCUGGAAUAGAAGUUCCUAGGAUGCUGGAGGCAAACAAAGUGCAGUUUCAGCCUCCAUUUCCUGAAGAAAAAGCUUACAAAACAAAGGCAUCUGUAUUCCUCACAUCCUGUUUCACUUGUAUAGAAGAUGCGCCUCAUCCUCCAGUUGCUGCUGAAAAUGAUAUGAAGUACAUAACAUGGCAUAGGUCAAUGUCAUCUCUCUCCUCAUCAUCUAGGAGAUUUGUUGGCCCUGCAGCAAACAGUGAUAUUGAUGACCUGAGCAGCAGUAAUAUUUUCCAUUCAUAUAUGAAUUCAGGUAGCCAUGCGUCAACAUUAGAUAGGUUAUAUGCAUGGGAGAGAAAGCUUUACGAUGAAGUUAAGGCAAGCGGUGUCAUACGGAGGGAGUACGACUUGAAGUGUAAGCUAUUGAGGCAUAAAGAGUCCGUAGAAGAUAAUCGAAUAAAAAUUGAUAAAAUCCGUGCUUCUGUCAAGGACCUUCACUCUAGAAUUCGUGUCGCUAUCCAGAGAAUUGGUUCGAUAUCAAAGAAAAUAGAGGAAAUAAGGGAUAAGGAGCUCCAACCACAGCUAGAGGAGUUAAUUGGAGGUUUGAUUAGAAUGUGGAGGAUGAUGCGUGACUAUCACAGCCGUCAGUAUGACAUUAUAUUGUUGGCUAGCAAUAACAGAACAACAAAAGUUGCCGUUCGAUCCGCACCACAACAUCAUGUUAUGUCUCUUCUGUAUGAAUUGAAUUCUCUGAGUUCAAAUUUCUCGCAGUGGAUGUCAGCACACAAAUCAUACCUUACGGCCAUCAAUGGUUGGCUUCACAAGUGCAUCGAUUUGUCGCAGAAACAUGGCAGGUCAUCUAGGAAGAAGCCCCAACCCUUCUCUCCGAUGCGACACAUAGCUCCACCGAUCUUCAUGACUUGCAAAAUUUGGUUGCUCCUGCUACAUGAUCUCCCAACCAAGGAAGUGGUCUCUUCAAUAAAAGACAUGGUGAACGUACUCUCCCAUUUCUUGCCAACCCAAGAAAAGGAUCAUGGUACUCCGAGGUCGACCUUCUCAUUACCACGCGAGGCAGUAAAAGGCAGACUCGGAGAAAACAACCACCCAAAUCCUUCUUUCCCCGUUGAUUGGAGUCUGAAUUAUGAUCAGUUGCAAUCAGCUCUCACAAUCUUCCUAGAUAGGCUGAGGACUUUCGCCGAGAUAUCUGCCACAAAGUAUGAAGAGCUACAAACUUCGGUCAAUUUGGCUCGAGAUCAUUACGAAAGUAGUCAGUUUGCAUCAUGAAGCUUCUUCAUCAAGUCAAAAGGAACAAACUGUACAAAUCUAUGUUAGAAGUGUCAUUGGCAAGUAAGUUUCCUUGAAUAAGUUAAUUGGUAGUCUGAAGUACUUCAAGUAUGUAUGUAUAUAUGUAUGUAUAGAUUGUGCUGAUUGGAAGGCUACUGAUUAGUUCCCUCUGUAUAUCUUUUGGUAAUAAAGGGGUUUUGUGAUAUUCAUGAA